Molecule: messenger RNA, 2137 nt
Organism: Cinclus cinclus
Lineage: Eukaryota; Metazoa; Chordata; Aves; Passeriformes; Cinclidae
Gene: N4BP3
Product: NEDD4 binding protein 3
Exons: 4
Coding region: 1-1800 (599 amino acids)
Cellular component (GO): cytoplasmic vesicle
Source: RefSeq, a predicted model, not a curated record
AUGGCAGCAGCACAGGGUCCUGUGACCUGUGAGCCCGACACCCGUGUCCUCGGCACCUACCUCUCCUCGGAGCCCGUCGGCGUCGUUGGCAGCAUGGGCAGCGUGGGCAGCCUGGUGGAGAAGCAGGAUCUGUCCCCCCUGGAGCUGCGGGCCCCGCUGGGCGGCUCACGGGGGCUCCGGCAGCCCGACGGGUUGCUGCGGAAGGGGCCGAGCCAGCGGGAGCUCUUUGGGUACCUGCACGGGGCCAAGAAGGAGACGCGGGCGGAGCGAAAGCACCAGACAUCGGGCGCCUGCUACAAGCGGGACUACGAGAGUGACCGUGAGAACCGAUCCCCUGAGCGCUGCUCCCGUGAGCAUCACCGUGGAGCCGACUUCUCCAAGAGCUCCCUGCCGGAGCGGGGCCGCUUCGAUAAGUGCCGUAUCAGGCCCUCGGCCUUCAAGGCAGUGGCUGGGAAGGGGCUGGUCUCCAUGCAGGGCCUGUCCUCUUCCAAGGGGCAGAAAUUGUCCAAGAGCAAUGGGAGCCUGCACACGCUGCUGUCGCAGAGCAGCACAGCAGCCCCGCAGCACGGCCCGCUCCGCACCCACCUGCUCCACGCCAUCAGCCUGGACGAGGCCUCUGACUCCAGCCACAACUCCAUCCAGAGCUUCCCGUCCUACGGCUCCCGCCUCAAGCCUGCCCAGAGCCAGUUCAGUGCCUCCAUGGGCCACAUCAACCACAUUGGGGGCUCCUUGGACAGGGUUUCCCGGAGCCCCAGGGAUACCCUGGCCCCUGAGAAGAUGCCCCUGUCCUGCAAAAGCAUGGCCACCCUGAGCAGGCUGCAGAGCCCUGGCGAGCCCCCACCUCCAUAUGAGUUCUCCUACUCGCUGGAGGACGCGGUGAAGCAGCUGGAGGACCGGCUGCAGGAGACGGGAGGGGAGCUGCGGCAGCUCAAGAGGAGCCUCAGUGAGACUGAAGACCCCUUCACACAGGCAUUUGAGGACAAGCAGCGGCUGUGGCUGGAUGAGCUGGAGGACCUGAAGCAGAUGUACAUGGCCCGGCUGCAGCAGGUGAUGCAGCAGGCGCAGCGCGGGCAGCGGGCACUGCAGCUGCAGCUCUACAAGGCACAGCAGGAGAAGAAGCGGCUGCAGGAGGAGCUGAGCCUGCAGCAGUGCCAGUGCGAGGAGACCAAGCUCCGGCAGUCCCAGGGCGAGCAUGGCAGCCCCAAAAUGGAGGAGACCAAGUGGGAGGUAUGCCAGAAAGCAGCAGAGAUCUCACUGCUGAAGCAGCAACUCCGGGACACUCAGGAGGAGAUGGCUCAGAAGCUGGGGGAGAUCUUCAGCCUGAAGACACAGCUGCGGGAGGCCAAGGCAGAGGUGCAGGCCAGGGACUCCCAGCUGGCACAGCUGGCAGACUCCUUCCAGAGCCCCCCGGAGCCCAGCACCUCGCUGCCUCUGGGCGAUGACCCCAUGCCGUCGUGCCAGGACUUCCCUGGCUGCGAAACUGAUGACUCCAAGUGCCGGGGCCUCCAGAGCGACUCGGCGGAGCCCCUGGAGCGGCAGGUGGAGUGGCUGUGGGCAGAGCUGCUGCGGGAGCGGCGUCAGGGCCAGCUGCAGGCUGUGAACUUUGAGAUGGAGAGGAAAACGUGGCAGGAGGAGAAGGAGAAGGUGCUGCGGUACCAGCGGGAGCUCCAGGCCAGCUACAUGGAGAUGUACCACCGCAGCCAGGCGCUGGAGCGAGAGCUGCGGCAGCUGCGGGCGGAGCCCAGGGAUGUCAGGAUCGAUUCGCCCUGGAUCGAGCGGGUGGAGUCCUCCAAGAUCUGAGGGGCGGGAUGCCAGUGGGACUGAGAAGGGAGAAGGUCUCUUGCUGCUGCAACGGGACGAUCUCAGGGUGUGCUCAAGGACUGGCCCCACUCGGUGCUGCCCUGGGCUGAAGGACCGGUUGCCACAGGGGAGCUUUUCCUUUUUGCAGCACUUCAGGCCCUUCUGGUUGGAAUCGCUGGAGGGCUGGGGGUUAUCUGUGCCAGGGUGGGGUCUUGCAUGUGCCCCGUGCUCUGACUCCAGGAGUUUUUGCCCUGUGAUUCCUUCUGCCACGGGCAGAAACCAAGCACCCUGUGAGACAUUCCCUGUCCCUUCUGCUCUGCUGCUCCUGUUCCUACAA